AUGCCGCCGUUCCCGGCUUUCGGCGGCGCAGCACAAGCACCUCGCCACGUGAUCCGCAUCCCGACCUUCCAGUCGCCGACCCGCCAGCGCACCCCGGCCCGCGAGCCCCAGAACCGCGACGAGGAGCGGCAAGCGCGACUUGGGCGGCGAGGAGGCGCAGGGGAAGCACAGCAGUGGGCCAGCCUCGACCAACUCGCCCAAGCCGGGCCGGCGAGCCUCGCGCACCUCCUCGGGCCGCGCAAGGGCGCAGCAGCAGCACCUUCAGCAGCAGCAGUAGCAUCGGCGACGAGCGGCGCGGGCACCGAGGCGCACGCUCGGCGCGCGAGGCGCAGCACGCGCGGCGCGGCGGGCCGGACGGGCGAGGGCGAGGGUGGGGCAGCUGCGCAGGUCGCGUCGACGUCGAGGAGCGCCGCAUCUGUCGACACGGCGAGCUCGAGCGCUCCUGCAGCUCCAGCCACGGCGCCGACUCGCGGGCCGCGCAUCCCGCGCGCCGCCGUCCGCCGACCUGGGCCUCCUCUUCUCGGUCCUGUCGUGCCCGCCGCCGCCGCAUCCUCGUCCGCACCCGCACCCGUUCCGCCCGUCGCCCCUGCGCCGCCGCCGCAGGCCAAGGCGCUCCAGCAGUCGCCGCCGCGCCGCCUCUCGGGCACGAGCGCCGCGCCGUCGCUCGCCGGCAAGGCGUACCGUCGCCCGUCGGACGUCGCGCGUCCCUCAACAGCAGCAGCAGUCGCUCCCGUAAAGGAGAAGACGGCGGCCAAGCGGCGGCGGGUCGAGCAGGUUGACGAGCGCAACGAGGCGUCGUCGCCGCCGCCGCAGGCCAAGAAGGUCAAGGCGCCCGCCGCGCCCAGCGCGCCAGCCGGUCGUCGCGUACCUCGAGCGGCGGGCCUGACGGCCAAAUCACCGGCGGUCGAGGUGGCUGCGGCGCCGAUCCCGCACGAGGCGGCGGUCAAGCCGAGCACGGCGGGCAAGAAGCGCGCGGCGGUCGAGCCUGCGCCGCUCGCUCGCAAGGCGCCCGCACCGCCGGCCGCACUGCCGCCGGCUACGCGCAAGGAGAAGAAGCGGGCGCGCGAGGCGACGCCUGCUGCGGCAAGCGAGGACGAGGACGAGGACGAGGCGGUGCAGCUCGCUCUCGUCGGCGCGCCGUCGCCCAAGGCUCGCAAACGCGCAGCCGUACGAGACGACGAGGACGAGGGGGACGUCACGCUGUCGAUCCAGUUCAAGCCGGCAAAGCGUCCUCGCGCCCGGCCUGCUGCACCCGCACUUUCCUCCCCUCCUCUUCCUUCACCUCCUCGUCCCCCUGUCCGCUCCAAGACGUCGUCACGAGCCGUCGCUCCACCCUCGCCCGCAUCCGCACCCGCACGAGCCUCGUCCUCGCCGCCGCCUCAGCUUCGCCAGCUCGUCAAGAAGAAGGUUGCCUCGACCGCCAAGCACGUCGUCGUGUCCACCGUCCGCAAAAGGGGCAACUCGGGCGCGCUCAACGCGCUCGACGUCGUCGUCGGGGCGAGCGCGACGACGUUCGAGCGGCUCUUGGACGAGACGGACGGUAGGCGCAGCAAGAAGGCGCUCAAGCUGCUGCGCAAGCGCGUCGAGGAGCCGCUCAUGAACUGCACGUCUGCCUUCAUGCACGCCUACACCCUGCUGUCGAGCAGCGUUCGGUCCAUCCUCGGGUAUCUCGAGCCGUGUUCGGCUGCAGAAUGCUCUGGUGGUGCGUCCUCAAGAGCUGCGCGUUCCCAUGACGAUGUCGACCGAGCGCCCAAGUUCAAUCACCUCGGUCGCCUCCCAGCCGAGCUCCUCUUCCUCAUCGGUGAGCUCGUCGACGAGGCCGGCGGGGGUCCCUACCUCGCUCGCGUGUCGAGAAUGCUCGUCCCGAUCGCUCGGCACCUCGCCUUCCGCAAGGUUACGGUCGUCAAGCCCGAGCACGUCCGCCGCCUGUGCGACAUCGUCAAAUCGUCGUCUGCCGUCGCCGAGUCCGUCGUCGAGCUUCACAUCGACUUGGCCGCAUGCGACACGCAGAACCUUCCGUCACGGCCGACUUGGCUCGCCCUCCUGCGCGCCCUCGUCCACCUCGAGCGCCUCGACGUCCUAGACGCGCCUUCCCUCAUCGACCUUGUUCUCUCAUCGCCCAACCUCAACUCGGUCCUGCCCGACCUGCGCUCGCUCGACCUCGCCCUGCGCCCGGUCGGCUCCUCCUCCACAAAUGUCGAGCGAGGCGCCCGCGUUCUCGAGAACGACGACGUCAUCUACGACAAGCUCGGCGUAUCGGUGCCUGCCCCUGUCGGCCGCAUCGCCAGCCUCCCGGCACCGGCCAACCCGCCGCCGCUGCGGCGCAUCAGCCUCACCCUCCCUCUGCACGCCGACUCUCUCGCCGUCUCCUUCCUCCGCACGCUCGAGCACGUUCGAGAGGUCGCCGUGCACGACACGACCCUCCCGCCGUCCUCGCCGAUCAACACCAUCCUGGGCCACCUUCCCAACCCCGACCUCGUCACCUCCCUCUCGCUCUCCCAGCUCGCCGACGCCGACCAGGCCCACCUCGCCGAUGCUCUCGAGCCCUUCACCGCACUCGAGACGCUCGAGCUCGGGGGCGGGACCUUGCACGUCGCGACGAGGGCGGCGAUCGAGCGGUCCGAGCGGCUCGUCGAGCUGCGGCUCGCGCGAGGACUCGACAUCGAGCUCGACGAGCUGCGCGAGGUCGUGUGCGCGCCGGGCGCGCUCGAGCGCAUCGUGCUGGACGCCGUGCCCCUCGACUGCGGCGUCGAGCACGAGCACGAGCGCGAGCCGGGCCAGGCGCAUCGCUCGGCGACGGACGACCUGCUCGACCUCGUCCCGCUCGCGGCAGCGCACGGCGUCACGCUCGACGGGGCAGCGAUCGAGCUCGCACGCGACGUCCGGACGCGACGCACGAGGAGCGCCGAGCGAGCGAGGAGGGCCGCGGUACCGGUCGAGGAGGUUGGCGUGAGCGCCUACUUCUCGUCGAGGCAGUGUAGCUGGCCCUGA
Rhodotorula graminis WP1 is the source of this 2991-nucleotide messenger RNA. RefSeq lists its product as uncharacterized. The transcript is spliced from 7 exons. Bases 1 to 2991 code for a protein of 996 amino acids. The record is from RefSeq and is a predicted model, not a curated record. NCBI's taxonomy places the organism in Eukaryota, Fungi, Basidiomycota, Microbotryomycetes, Sporidiobolales, Sporidiobolaceae.